UCACCCUGCUCCAUCACAGCGGACGCUUCCCAUUGUCCCCCAAAUCCCACGACCCCCCGACGACGAGCAAAGAGGCUGUGUCAUGGAUAUAUGGCACCACCCCAUGAUUCACCCACGGAACCAGUGUCACAGAAUGACAAGGUUCCCGGCUAACCCUAUAUAAUGGCACAGACUCAAUGGUCAACACAGCAGCUGAACACACGCUGACCCACACAUAGAUCUGUGUCUCAGAGAAAGAAGCAUGCAGUCCUCCAUCUCCCUUCUGUGCCUCGUUGUGCUGGUGUGUGCUCAUUCCACUAUGUCUGACACCCAAGACACCCUGGACACCAAACUGUCACGUCCUAGACGCUCAGUGGAUGAUAUCGUGGAUGGACUGACCAACAAGUUCAGCAAAUAUCUCUCGUCUAUUUUCGACCUGGAUGAGGAUGACUUCAAGGACAUCUUGAAAGCUCUGGGGAAGCUGAAGUUGGCGGUACUGAAGGCAAUCCUGAAUAAAUUCUUUGAUUUGAAGGACAAGCACCACGAUUUUGGAAGCGCACAGAAUGUUCAGAGAGUGUCUCAGAUGAUGGAAUCUUUGGAGGAGAAUAUCCAACAGCGGGAUAUCUUGGAUGGACUGACCACCAAGUUCAGCAAAUAUCUGCCCUCUAUUUUCAAGCUUGACGAGGAUGACUUCAAGGACAUCUUGAAAGCUCUGGGGAAGCUGAAGUUGGCGGUACUGAAAGCACUCCUGAAUAAAUUCUUUGAUUUGAAAGACAAGCACCACGAUUUCGGAAGCGCACAGAAUGUUCAGAGAGUGUCUCAGAUGAUGGAAUCUUUGGAGGAGAAUAUCCAACAGCGGGAUAUCUUGGAUGGACUGACCACCAAGUUCAGCAAAUAUCUGCCCUCUAUUUUCAAGAUUGACGAGGAUGACUUCAAGGACAUCUUGAAAGCUCUGGGGAAGCUGAAGUUGGCGGUACUGAAAGCACUCCUGAAUAAAUUCUUUGAUUUGAAGGACAAGCACCACGACUUUGGAAGUGGUGAAAAUUUCCAGAGGGUGUCCCUUUUGAUGGAAUCACUGGAGGAGAACAUUCAACAGCAGGAAUUAGCUAGCGGAGCUUCUGCAACAAAUGUCGCCAUGACGUCAUUGAUGAUUCCACUGCUGCCAGUGAUAGCUAAGGUCAUAAACUGACCUGUGAUGACUGUAAUACAGCGUGUGAAUGUCUGGGAAAUACAUUUAUAUAUUUGUAUAAAUAUA
Molecule: messenger RNA, 1234 nt
Organism: Haliotis rubra (blacklip abalone)
Lineage: Eukaryota; Metazoa; Mollusca; Gastropoda; Lepetellida; Haliotidae
Exons: 3
Coding region: 242-1168 (308 amino acids)
Source: RefSeq, a predicted model, not a curated record